Zootoca vivipara (common lizard) is the source of this 1964-nucleotide messenger RNA. RefSeq names its product beta-1,3-galactosyltransferase 1-like. The record is from RefSeq and is a predicted model, not a curated record. Gene Ontology annotation, biological process: protein O-linked glycosylation. Gene Ontology annotation, cellular component: Golgi membrane. NCBI's taxonomy places the organism in Eukaryota, Metazoa, Chordata, Lepidosauria, Squamata, Lacertidae. Gene Ontology annotation, molecular function: N-acetyl-beta-D-glucosaminide beta-(1,3)-galactosyltransferase activity.
UGGAAAAGGGACAGAGCUGUACAGGAUCUCUCCCCCACCCGCAUACAGUCCACAAGUGUCCUCUUCCUGCCCACUGAAAGUAUGGAAGGUGCCAGGAAGGUGCUCAUGACGCAGGUGCAGAAUUUGCCCAAUGUGGUCCUCUUCUGCUCUAUUGUCCUUUUCCUACUUGUUGCAAAGAACAAAUGGGAGUCUCUUGAGACACAUGACACCAAGCUCAAGGGCAGCCCGGAUUUCGCAGGCAAUCAAAAGAGUGCAAUAGGAUUUGAAUGGGAAUCUACACUGGAGAGAACAAAGGAGACCAAGCCUUCUGGUCUGAUUCCCCCACCACCACCAGUGGCCACGCGGCAUCCCUUGGAGGUUGUCUAUUCCACUGAUUAUAAGUUCCUUCUCAACGAGCCAAACAAAUGUCGGGAGAGGAGCCCUUUCUUGAUCCUGCUGGUGAUAACUGAGCCCCAGCAUUUUCCCACAAGGCAGGCCAUCCGACAGACGUGGGGCAACGAGAGCUUGGUGCCUGGGGUUUCCAUUCUUCGUCUCUUUCUGACGGGUGUCCACCCAAAAUUUGGAUACCCACUCCAGGCCCUUUUGGAAGAGGAGAGUUCCAUCCACAGAGACAUUAUUCAGCAGGACUUCCUGGAUACCUACAACAACCUUACCCUCAAGACUCUGAUGGGCAUGGAGUGGAUAAGCAAGUUCUGCCCCAAUGCCACCUACGCGGUGAAGGCAGACAGUGACAUCUUUCUCAAUGUGAACUACAUGGUAUCCCAGCUGCUGCAGCCUCACCUGCCACCCAAGAAGAACUACAUGACAGGGUACAUCUACUGGAAAACAAAGCCACUGCGUGACAAGGCCUCCAAGUGGUAUAUGCCACGGGAGGUGUACCCCAAUGAGACCUACCCACCCUACUGCGCAGGUGCAGGGUAUGUGUUCUCUGGGGAUCUGGCCAAGAAGAUCUACCAGGUAGCAAAAACCAUCAAGGUCAUUAACAUGGAAGAUGCCUUCAUGGGAAUCUGCCUGUAUGAGCUGGGCAUCAGCAUGACAAACAGCCCCUGGGGUUUCUUCAACAUGUUCAGAGUCAAGUAUGAGAAGUGCAAGUUCUCCAAGAUGGUGGUUGUGCAUGGCUACGGGCCAGAGGAGCUGCUGCAGAUUUGGCCAGACCUUCGGGACCAGAACCAGACUUGCAAGAGUUAAAAGGGAGGGAGGUGAACAGACACACAUCCUCUUGUGGAGAAGUUGGCAUAGAGGACUGGCAACAUGCGGGCAUGUUCCUGUACAAUGGACAAAUCCAUGCCAACAAAUUGCGGUGAGGAAGGGAAGGAUGGCUCAGAGAAGAAGGAAGAUUCUGUGCUUGUCGAAAUCUGUAUUUAUGCCCUCAGAAGAGAUCUGGCCCCACAUAACAUGCUCAUCGUGCAGUGUGGUUUGUUGCCAUUCACACUGCUCUCCUCCCCAUAGAAUCUCUGCAGCUGCCCAUAGCAACUUGUUUGGUCUGCUCUUAACUGACCACUGUGCUACUAAUGUGCCAAAUUGACAAUGCAUGUGUGGCUCCAGGCAUAGGGUUGCCAUACAUCCAGGAAUUCCCAGAAAUAUCCUCUUCGGGGGUCCCACAUUCCCAUUCAGGGGUAAUUAUACAUUUUAAAGCAAUUGUUCACGAUUUUGGGUUUUUUAAAAAAUAUAUAUAUACACUUUUUGUGUGCAAGCAGUUCUGUAUGUUUACCUCUUAAAUAUGGCAACCAAAAAAAACCCCAACAAUUUUUGUGUCUGCAAAACCCUACACUAGGACAAUGCAGAGUUCACCUGUUCCAACAUAUUGAAAUGCAGCCUGGUCAUCUUUAGAGUAAUUUUAAGCAGAUCAGUAGAAGUUUCCUUCACAGUAGGAAGCCAUACUCCACAUAGGACAUGCCUCUUUGGAUUGUUGCCAGUUAUGCAAAAGACUUAUUUGUCAUCUUCUGUUGCUUUUUCAUAUAUAU